Messenger RNA from Phalaenopsis equestris, 2042 nucleotides. Its product is annotated as CDK5RAP3-like protein. The record is from RefSeq and is a predicted model, not a curated record. The transcript is spliced from 10 exons. Gene Ontology annotation, cellular component: endomembrane system. NCBI's taxonomy places the organism in Eukaryota, Viridiplantae, Streptophyta, Magnoliopsida, Asparagales, Orchidaceae. Bases 49 to 1767 code for a protein of 572 amino acids. Gene Ontology annotation, biological process: regulation of cyclin-dependent protein serine/threonine kinase activity; regulation of mitotic cell cycle.
GAGAGAGUGCGUGUGUUCCUGCUUCCUUUCUUUCUUCUUCAGUGAAGCAUGCAGGACACAGAGGAGAUUCAGAAUCUCCCCAUUGACAUCGCCUUCGGUCGUCUCGGAGAAUGGCUAGUCGUUCGGAAGAGGAUCGCGGGCGAUUGGAGGAAACGCAUGAGCUCUAUCAGGACAAAGAUCUCCUUGGCCUUCUCCUCUCUCCCCAAAGACCUUGAUCCUUUCUUCCUAACCCUAGACGCUGAAGCUAUUGGCUUCUUGGAAGCAAAACAUAUAUACAGUACCCUGCUGAGUACAACUACAGAAAGCCGUAAUUUUUUUGGGCGGUUAUCAGGUUCUGCUGGUGAGUGGGAGAACAUUGUGAGAGCAUAUGAGAAGGAUUAUGUGUUCCUUGGAGAGGCUGCUCAGUUCAUUGUCCAGAAUUGCAACUAUGAAAUUCCUUUUCAGAAAAAGCAGGUGCAGAAAAUUCAACAACAACUAGCAGAAUUAGAUCGCAAAGAAGUUGAAAUCAAACGGAAUGCUUCUCUUUCUGCAGCGAAGUAUUCAGAAUCUUGUCAGGAGCUUGGAUUGCAAGGCAUAAAUGUGAGGCUGGAGCUUUUGGAGACAGCUAAAUCUCUUCCUGCUACGAUCAGCAGAAUAUUGGAAGUUCUUAAUGGUGAUUCAAUGUUAAAAGCUAUUGAGUAUUACUCAAAUUUUUGCAGAGAUGCUCAUACAGAGAAAGAGAACAGUCCACUUGUUGUACUCCAAGCUUUGAGGAAUCUUCUUGAAAAUCCCCCCUCUCUCAAUGUCUCCGUGUCCCUUGAAGUCCAAAAUUCUCUGCACAACCAAUCAAAUUUGUGUUCUGCUUCUCCUAUGGCAGUCGAAGGAUCGGCUGAUAUCAAUGUUGCUUCUGGUUUUAUUGAUUGGGACAUCUCUCUGGGUGAUACUCAAAUUGAUUGGGAUGUUGAACCGACUGAAAACUUGGGGGAUGAUUUUGGUUUUGAUGGGAUAAUUGAUGCUCAAAAAGACUUGGAGGAAUCUGAAACUGGUGUUGGUGUGGUAUCUGAUAAUAAUAAAGCACUAGAUGUUUUCAAAGGGAAAAGCAUUUCUGGAGCUGAGGAAACACAGAUAUGUUGGGAUAUUAGCAUUGAGAAUUCUCAGAUGGAUGUACCUGAACAUUUUGCUCCACCAAGUUCAAACCAAGAAGUUCAACAGAUUGAUCCAGUAGUGUUAAGUGCACCACAAUCUUUAGAGGAAGAGAGAAGCCAAUUUUUGGAUUCAGAAUAUAGGAAUAAAAUUAUUGAUGAUUUAUUUGAGCUAAAAUCAUUUCUAAAUCAACGGCUAGUGGAAAUGAGAAGUGAGGAGACAUCCUCUUUGCAACAUCAAGUUCAGGCUGUUGCUCCUAUUGUGCUGCAACAAUAUGCUCCAGAUGUUGUGGAGGCAUUGCUAUCAGAGGUAUCUUUGGCCAUUUCAUUGCUCACAAGCAGGAAGACUCGUGACAUGAUUAUGAUUCUUAAUUCAAAAAGAUUUCUGGAUAGAUUGGUGUCAACAGUCGAGGAAAAGAAGCAUCAUGAAGAGAAGCUUAGAGAGAGUUUGAAAGAUUUGGCUGUGAGGCGGAGAGAGCUGCAAAAUACUCUAGCAUCAUCCUGGCCUAAGCAGGAAGCUACAAUCAGAAAAACAAGGGAGCUGAAGGAGCUCUGCGAAACGACACUGUCCUCAUUAUUCAAUGGAAGACCAGUCAAUUUAAUCGGCGAAAUUAACAAUUUGUUAAGCAGCGGUGUUGGUGCAUAAUGCAAAUAUCUUCAGAGAACAAUUUGGGCAUUUGAAGGUGCUCUUCAUGCGUUUUUUACUACAAAAAAUAGUAGUAUUCUUUUUUACUAGAAACUUGUCUGUUAUGUGAUGCACUUACUUUAUACUAGUUCAUAUAAGCCCACUGAUUUAUUUAUUGGAAGUAAUGAGUAUACCCUAUUUUCGUGUGGAAGAACAAAUUCUUCUGUUGUAGAAACAUAUUGCCACUCAGUUUUGUUAUAACUUUUAGAUUAAAAUUGAUCCACGCCAUUUUUAUU